Dromiciops gliroides (monito del monte) is the source of this 3592-nucleotide messenger RNA. RefSeq names its product cilia and flagella associated protein 251 (gene CFAP251). Gene Ontology annotation, cellular component: sperm flagellum. Bases 84 to 3287 code for a protein of 1067 amino acids. The transcript is spliced from 21 exons. The record is from RefSeq and is a predicted model, not a curated record. Lineage: Eukaryota; Metazoa; Chordata; Mammalia; Microbiotheria; Microbiotheriidae. Gene Ontology annotation, molecular function: protein binding.
AGGACGAGAAGCCGUUGAAAGAAAAGCAUACAGAGGGCAUCCCUGGAGAUGACCAAGAGUCCCAAAGGAGAGGAAGCGGAAGCAUGGAGAGAAUAGCCGAGGCACCGGCUGAAACUCAACAGGCAGCAGACACUUCAGAAGAAGCCCCCGAAGAAGAGUCGAUGAGGAGCAUAGCAGAUCGGGCCAGCCAAGCCCUGAAGUCCCAGAUGCCUUUAGAAGAGAAUGAGCUCAUCUACCUGGAGGCCCUGACAGCGGGCUCCCCGCAGAGUUCCCUUGAAAUUUCAAGUGGAAAGUCUGAAGAAACAGAGAAAAGCGGAGGAGUAGGUAAAGUUUUUGGAGAGUCAAGUGGACAGGGGCCUCAAGAGGCUCCUGAAUCGGACCAUCAGAUUUCUGAUGACACCCCGGACCCAUCCGCUGUAAGGAGGCCCUCGAUCCGUGUUUAUGAGAAUGGGAGUGUGCCUCAUGAAGAGAAAAAUGAGCAACUUGAAGAGGAGAAACCUUCUUCCUCCAAAGAAUUACCAGUACAAGAGUCACUAUUGUACUUCACCAGGGAAGAUACUCUAUUUAGAGAAAAGACUGAGGAGGAAAAUAUUUACCCCCUGAACCUGGCCUGGUGCUACGGCUGGAACAGCUCCCUCCCCAUUUACAACAUGCGGGAUGAAAACCACAGGGUUGUGCUGUACGUCAGCUCCCACACCGCUGUGCUCUACGAUGCCUUGAAGAACUGUCAGCGCCAUCUCCAGGGCCACAGUAAUGUGAUCACUUGCAUUUGCGUGAGUGAAAACAGAAGGUGGAUUGCAACAGCUGACAAAGGCCCCCAGUGCCUGGUGAUUGUCUGGGAUUGCUUUUCGGGCAUUCCUGUGCACACGAUAUUUGACAGCUGUCCAGAUGGCAAUGGCAUUAAGGCCAUGGCAAUGACGAACGAUGCGAAGUUCUUAGUGACAAUCAAUGAUGCGACAUUUCAGAAAGUCUGCAUCUGGAGAUGGACAGUGGACACUGAGACACCCGCAUGUUCAGUCAUCCUGGACCCAGAGACGGGCAUUCAGGAAUACAUUAUUUUCAAUCCUGCUAAUUAUAGAGAAUUGGUGAGCAACAGCAAAACCCACCUAGUGUAUUAUGAAUGGGAUGAAGCAAAUAACAUUCUUGAGUUUAAUGUGCCAGUUUUAAACGAAAAAACGUUCAACAAGAUUGUGGGAAAAUUUAGCCAGUCCAUCUUUCAUUUUGUCACCAGACAGAUUUUGACCACCACAACGGAAGGGAAGCUGGUGGUCUGGGACCUCCACCCCCCACCUCGAUCUUAUACUUCCUUAGAGGUGCUUCAUAUCAAAGCCUGUAAACUGGUACAUUUGCAGAAGGAUGCCCUCACUGUGUUAACUACUGUGGAUAAAUACUUUGUCACUGGUGAUGUCAGAGGUCACAUUCGGUUCUACGAUAGCAAGCUGUCAUUGGUUAACUGGUACAGCCAGUUCAAACUGAGCCCCAUAAGAAUGCUGUCCUUUUCCAAGGACCCCCUCAUUCCAGAGGGGGACAAAUCAAACUUCCCAUCAGACUGCACCCUUCCUGGAGACCCUUUCAUUGUAAGAAAUUUCAUCAUUGGCACAUCUGAUGCCAGAGUAUACCAUUUGACGACAGAUGGGACCAAACUAGAGGAAGUCCUGAUUGAGCCCAGGGAAGCCAUCCAUGCCGUCGCCUGCCAUCCAUACAAACCCCUUAUUGCCAUUGGGAGUAUCUGCGGGCUGCUCAAAAUGUGGAAUUACCGAAAGAAGCUGUAUGUGGUGAGCAGGAUCUUCGAGGAUGGGCUUGGUGUCCAGAGCCUGACCUUCAAUCCCGAAGGAUAUCUUUUGGGGGCUGGCUUCACCGAUGGGACGGUUUACAUCAUGGAUGCUGUGUCGCUAGAAAACGAGACUCCGGAGCCUUUCAAAUAUUCCAGAGGCAAUGUGACCCUUAUCAGCUUCUCCCAUGACUCCCAAUUCCUGGCUACUGCUGAUAUGAAUUUCACUGUGGUAGUUUACAAGCUCAUGAUAAAAAAUGGAGAAAAGGUCUGGGAAUACUUAGCAAGACUUCGCUCUCACCACAAAAAAAUCCAAAGUUUGCUGUUUGGAAUUCAGCUGGACAACAAUGAGCCCAGACUCCUCAGCCUCGGCAAGGACAGACUGCUGAUAGAGUACGACCUAAUCAACAGCACCAAGGACCACCUGGAGGUCCUGGACAUCCACCGCACCGACCAGGAGGCCAUCCCCAAGUGCAUGGUGUGGUACCCGCCCCUCACCAGGGAGUCCUUCUUCCUCAUCUGCAACAGUGUGUACAAAGUGAAGCUGUUUAAUUCCACCACAAAGAUGUGCAGAAAGACACUAAUUGGGCCAACUUAUGGAUCUCCCAUUGAGCAUGUCCUGGUUCUCCCAGAGAAAGCCUCAAAUGACUUACAGAAACGAUACUUGGCAUUUAUCAACAAAGACAAGGUGGGACUUCAGAUCUUACCAGUUGAUGGCAAUCCCCACAAGACAGCUGCUAUCAUAUGCCACCCAAAUGGAGUGUCCAACAUGACUCUUUCUUACGAUGGCGCCUACGUCUUCACUGCAGGAGGUGAUGACCACACGGUAUUACAGUGGGAGAUUAAUUUAGGGGCUCUGGAGGCAGCUGUUUACCUGGGGGGUGAAGAUCUGACCCCAUUCUAUGGUCUGUUGGAUGGGGGCAGAGAAGGAGCAUUCUACAAGGAACUGGAGGACUAUUUUUAUUAUUCUCAGCUCCGUAGUCAGGGUAUUGAUACAAUGGAGACCAGAAAGGUGUCAACACAUAUUCCCCUGAGUGAGCUUCCUUUUAUAAUGAGAGCAAUUGGCUUCUAUCCAUCUGAAGAGCAGAUUGAUGAUAUGCUAAAUGAAGUUAAAUUCGGUGAAUACGUGGAUACAGGGAAGCUUGUUGAUUCAAUCAACUUGCCCGAUUUUGUGAAGGUCUAUAUCAACCACAGGCCACCUUUUGGUCAAACCAUGAAUGACAUACGAAAUUCUUUCAAAGUUCUUGGCUAUCUCAAUAAGGAUGGAGACAUGGCUAUUAGGAGAGAAGAUUUCCUAGAACUGCUUCUAACCAAAGGGGAGCAUAUGACUGAGGAAGAGCUGUCCGACUGCUUCAGCACCCUGUUUGGCCUGAACCCCGAAGGCUGGAAAUCAGAACCUGCGACCCUGGAUUAUAGAGGAUCUGGCAUUUGCUUGGAGGAAGAGCUCCCAGAAGAAAUCACUGCUGAGAUAUUCACUGCUGAUAUUCUUGGCUUGCCCAUUCCCGAAGACAUCUGAGGAGGCCAGUGAAUUAGGGAGAGUGGCAGGAAUACAGGGGACUUUGUCUUUGACUCAAAAGACACGGCCUUCCCCAGAUUCCUCCUCCACUUAACACACUCCACCCCAAGCCCUCACCCCGACUAGCCCUCUGAAGAACUUUUAGGAUUACAAGGAAACUUCUGUAAAGCACAAAAUUCAGGGUGUUGGAAAAAGCCCGGUAUCCUGCUAGUGGACAAAGGAAAUGAAUUGGGAAAGUGGGUUAAAUAUGAAAAUUAAAGAAAGGUAAGUUGUCAAUUGCCAAUAGCUAUUUGGGCCUGUCCUUG